AUGGAGUUUCUUACUUCACACUAUCCAGAGCGGCAAACUCUUAGUUAUGCAUUGGCUCAAUCCGAACUUCCAAAGCUGAUCACUGCCAAGACCGUUGCAUCAACGGUAGGCGAUGUUGAAGAUGGGCCAAACCUUCUUGACACGGAUUCUCGAGCAUUUGCCACUUUCAGGCGGAGUUGCCCUGAAGAUCCUGAGCCCUCAGUGAUUUUGGACUUUGGCACUGCCGUGGCUGGAAUACCGUCGAUGCGAGUACAUGAAGUCGACGCCGAGGGACUGGGGAGUUCAUUGCAUGCCAUUGAUCUGGCCUUCUCCGAGGGCUUCAAUGGAAUCACAGACGCAGAUGGCGAUGGGCCGUUCUCAUUUUCUCCGGGCGCAGACACGAGGCGUCGAGUAAGAGUCCGAGUCUCCCAUCCCGGGUACUAUCAAACGAACCAUGUCCAAGGGUCUCAGCGAUGGCUCAAGUUGACGUUGAAAACUCCUGGCCCUGUAACGGUCAAAAUCUCUUUUGUCGGCGUCCUCUCAACCACCUCUACGACCCCAUUGAAUGAGCUCCCCGGCCACUUUGCCUGCUCCGAUGGCUUCCUUUCUCGCAUCUGGGAGUAUGGCGCACGAACUAUCCAGCUCAAUUCGAUUGCCACCCGAACGGUUCCACCCCCCUGGCAGAUCUCCGAGGAUAUGGGAGUUUUUAUUGAUUCGCAGAGUGCCAUGGUUGUUGACGGAGGUUUGGCGUGGACAGUUCGCACACCGCCAGCAGCACCUGGCCUUCUCUUCCAGCUGAACAUUGACGAAGGUGGGAAUGCCGUGCUGCAGCAGUGGUUCGGGUACUAUAACAAAGGCCAAAAGACGCUCGAUUCGACUUUUGUUGCCGAAGUGGCCAUCGAUGAGAUGAACAUCCGUUCCAAGCACUGGUACUUGAUCGAGACCAUUUGCGACGGAAGUAAACCCAUCAAGAUCAGUAUCGAUGGAGUUAAAGUGGCGACUUUCUUGCAAGGGACCCUAGCAUCUGAGACCGUCUGGGAAUCCAAGGCCCAAGGUUUUCCGUAUUGCGCCCAAGGUUCCGUCGGGAUUGGAGCGGGCGUGGACCAACAGUGCCGAUUCAGAGAUCUUGUCGUCAAAGAUCUCCAAGGAAGUGUCAUGUACCAAUCCAGCCUGAACAACCCCUCUGUGCUGGCGGACUUUGGUAUCGGCUGGAAUCAAUACCCUUGGCUCUCUGAUGGAGCAAAGCGAGACCGAAUACCAUGGACAGCUGAUGUUCUUACAAGCGGUCGAUCCUUGUACUACUCCACCUAUGGAGUGGAAUAUGUCCGAGGCACCAUUGUUGCGGCAAUGCAGCGCGAGGCAGAUUCCAGUUUGUUGGCUGGAGCUUGUCCCAGCGGCAUGGAUUUGACUAGAGAUGGUGUGGAUGGUUUAUUCACAGAGCUUACCGUCAACUAUUCCUUCUAUCUCAUUGUUGUUGUCUUUGACCAUUGGAUGUAUACGGGAGAUGACUCAGUUCUCCGAAUAAGUAUGGGAAAGAUCGAGGCUUUUCUGGACAGUCUAGAUUCCAAGACCAAUAGCCAGGGUCUUUUGUCAGUGGAGGGGUCUGACGCCCUCGACUUUGACUACUACAACAAGGUUCAGGAAGGAGUUUCGACGAAACGUAACGCAUUGUACGUUGCGGUCCUGAGAGCAGUAGCUCGCAUGCUUGAUGCGAGAGGUCCAACGCAAAAUCUUACGAGGCGCGACUCAUAUCUAUCCAAGGCUGAAAAGGUCACAGCAGCAAUCCGAAGCUGUUGUUUUGACUCCGAAGCAGGCCACUACAGAAUCGCUGACAAAUGGUCUGGGUUUCAACAAGAAGCGCAUGCAUGGCUUGUCUUGCAAGACAUUGCAACAUCGGAACAGCUUUCGCAGAUCUGGCAAAAGUUCAGAUCGCUAGGCGAUGCAAGCAAGGGUGGUUCGCCAACAUCUUUCGCGCCAGGCACGGAGGGUGUUACCCCUGUUGUAUCGCCAAUCAUGUCAGCACUUCACUUCGAGGCUGCUGUUCAUGCUAGUCAUUAUGAGCAUGCGGGAGCGGUUCUACGAAGAGUAUGGGGACCCAUGGCAGAUAUGUCUGACCCAAACUUCACGGGCACAACCUGGGAGUUUAUGAGUGUGGACGGCACACCCUACAGAGGCAACUUCUGUUCACUUGCCCAAGCAUUUAGCUCCGGCCCGACAUAUCUCCUACCCCGGUUUGUUUUAGGUGUCGAGCCCAUCGAGCCAGGUUUCCGAGCUUUUCGAGUCUAG
This is a messenger RNA of Ilyonectria robusta, 2265 nucleotides long. RefSeq names its product Six-hairpin glycosidase-like protein. Gene Ontology annotation, biological process: carbohydrate metabolic process. NCBI's taxonomy places the organism in Eukaryota, Fungi, Ascomycota, Sordariomycetes, Hypocreales, Nectriaceae. The transcript is spliced from 4 exons. The record is from RefSeq and is a predicted model, not a curated record. The coding region runs from base 1 to 2265 and encodes 754 amino acids.